Messenger RNA from Pan troglodytes (chimpanzee), 8372 nucleotides. RefSeq names its product zinc finger protein 160 (gene ZNF160). NCBI's taxonomy places the organism in Eukaryota, Metazoa, Chordata, Mammalia, Primates, Hominidae. Gene Ontology annotation, biological process: regulation of transcription by RNA polymerase II. The record is from RefSeq and is a predicted model, not a curated record. Gene Ontology annotation, cellular component: nucleus. The transcript has 8 exons. Bases 4451 to 6907 code for a protein of 818 amino acids. Gene Ontology annotation, molecular function: DNA-binding transcription factor activity, RNA polymerase II-specific; RNA polymerase II cis-regulatory region sequence-specific DNA binding.
UAUAUAUAUAUUUUCAAAAUGGUUUCCAUUUGAAGUUAAUUGUGUUGAGUUCAGAUUGAGGUCUGCAUGCUUUCUACUCUUUAUCAUAUAUUGGAAAUACUCUUUGGUAGUCAGUAGGUAACUUUAUUCAUUUUUAUUUAUUUAUUUAUUUAUUUUUGAGACAGUCUCGCUCUUUCACCCAGGCUGGAGGGCAGUGGCGUGAUCUCAGCUCACUGCAACCUCUGUCUCCCGGGUUCAAGUGAUUCUCCUGCCUCAGCCUUCCAACUAGCUGGGAUUACAGGUGUGUGCCACCACGCCUGGCUAAUUUUUUGUAUUUUUAGUAGAGACAGGAUUUCACCAUGUUGGCCAGGCUGGUCUUGACCUCCUGACCUCAAGUGAUCCACCUGUCUCGGCCUCCCAAAUUUCUGGGAUUACAGGCGUGAGCCACCGCGCCCGGCCCUUAUUUAUUUUUUUUUGAGAUGGAGGUACUCUGACGCCCAGGCUGGAGUGCACUCGUGUGACCUUGGCUCACUGCCACCUCCACCUCCCAGGUUCAAGUGAUUCUCCUGCCUCAGCCUCCCAAGUAGCUGGGAUUACAGGCACCUGCCACCACACCUGGCUAAUUUUCGUAUUUUUAGUAGAGAUAGGGUUUCAUUAUACUGGCCAGGCUGGUCUCGAACUCCUGAUCUCAAGUGAUCCCUCCCAAAGUGCUGGGAUUACAGGCGUGAGCCACUACGCCGGCCAUCAGUAAGAAUUUUAGAUGGUAUGAAUGUGUAUUUGGUAAAGAUAUCAAUGACGCUUUUUUUUUUUAACGUUAACAUAAGAACCUAUUAACUAAUUUGGUUUUUUUUUUUUUUUUUUGGAGACAGAGUCUCGCUCUGUCGCCCAGGCUGGAGUGCAGUGGUGCAAUCUCGGCUCACUGCAAGCUCCGCCUCCCGGGUUCAUGCCAUUCUCCUGCCUCAGCCUCCCAAGUAGUUGGGAUUACAGGCAGCCGCCACCACGCCUGGCAAAUUUUUUGUAUUUUUAGUAGAGAUGGGGUUUCACCACGGUAGCCAGGAUGGUCUUGAUCUCCUGACCUCAUGAUCCACCCGCCUCAGCCUCCCAAAGUGCUGGGAUUACAGGCGUGAGCCACCACGCUCGGCCAACUUAUUUGUUACUAGUCAGUUUUCUUCCCUUAUGUCAUCUCUUAAAAUAGUGACCUGUGAACUACUAAGCAGAUGUCCCCCUCAAGUCCCUUUUGUCAGUUCUAUUUUCUGUAAAUGUGGAAAGAUGGGCUGGAUUGACUCAAAACCUUAUUCCAGCAGAGCUUAUGUGUUCAUGAAAAAAUUUGCUGAGAGAGCUCAUCUCUAUAGCUGACAGUCUUUCACUGUUUUCAACACCAAUAGCCAUGUUUUCACAGUUCUGCAUUUCAUUAGUAUGUUGUGUUUUUCUGGAAAAGAGGAAUUAAAUGUUUGGGAUCAAUGUGAUAAAGCCAUGAAAGGGAAGUUUCUUUUGCCCAGGUAUGUGAAAGAAGAUCCUGGAAUUUUCCAGGGGAGGCGUGAGAAAGUCUAAUUCAACUUGGAUGACUUAGUGAAACAUCUCCCCUUCUAGCCCUCAGUAAAUCCACCUGCAACGUGAAGGUGAGGGACUCAGUCAAUAUACCUCAGUCUGGGCAAUACUGACCCCCUUAAUGUUUGGCAGAAUUGGGUGUACAUCUGUGUUUUGCAGUUCUUCUAGGAAUUGGGGAGUGCCCACUGCAAUUAAAAAUUUAAAUGGGACUCAGUCCUUUAAAAUUUAAAACAAAACAAAACCAAAACCACAAGGAUGGAAGCCAGGGUGUAGACUCAGAGGCAGAGAGACCAUCUUCAGAGGCCUUUCUCUGCAUUAGAGUUAUGGCUAAAUCUAAAGCAGUCAUGUCAGUCCCUGGCAGGGAACCCUCCACCGGCUUCCCGUGUUCCCCAGGACAAAAGCCCAACUCCUCACUGUGGCUCCACAGACCUGCAUCCAGGGCCCCUGCCAGUGUCCAGCCUCCUCCUGGGAGCUUGCCCUCAUCUCAUGACUCCCUCUGCCCUAGUCACAUUUGUUUUUCUCUUUUCCCAAACAUCAAAACCUUUCCUGUCUCAGUCUUUGUCCCUCCUCUUACCCUAUGUCCCCAAAUCAUCACAGCUCUGUCCCUUUCUUCUCCUUCAGGUCUAGCCUCAGAGCUGUCUCCCACCCUCUUGCACCCCCAUCUGAAAUUCUCUCUGCCUGUCAGUCUCUACCACGUUACUCAGGUUUCACUGUCUCCGCAUCCAUCACCACAUCGGACACUCUUCUGCGUGGAUUAUUUUGAGUAUUUUGUGUCUCCCUCCGUUGGAGGACACAGUCUCCAUCUUGGCCACGGGACGACUGCAGCACCUGCUCCGGGGCUGUGGUUCAGAUGCUGGGGCUGGGGUCGGGCUGAAGAGUCCUCAGGGAAGACCAAAAGGACAGGGCUGGUAGUGAGGAUGGUCUCAUAUUCUGGAAAUUUCAUCCGUAAUUGGUCUAAACUUCCUGUGGCUAUUUAUUCCAGUCUACGUAAGAGCAGAAGGCCUCACUGAGGCCUGAAAAGCCCCGCAGACCCUGUGUCCUCAGCCAGUGCCGAGGCGUCCCCACCGCCUUACUCCAGCUCCCGGGUCUUCCACGCUCUACACAUCAGCAGGGCCCAGUGGCCAUCCUGGGCAGGGGCUUUGCCUUCCGGCAGGUGAUGCGCUCACAGUCAGGGGUCCUGGAUUCCCUUCAGGAAGGGUGGCGAGAAGUUCAGAAGCUAAACGGGCCAUGAAGGAGGCACUCCCUAAACAGUGGGGGAAUUUUGCAGGGGACUGUGAGUGGAGAGACAAGGGGACAAUGGCAGCCUCCCUCAUGAGAUCUGGGGCCUCUCUUCUUCUUGGACAUCCUCCGUCAGCUCAGUCCGGCCAAUCUUCAACUGCCUUUAAACUGGACUCCAUGGUGUCCCCAAAUUGCGGGCAAUUCCUUCCAGCAUGGCCAACUUCUAGAAUCUAGACUUGAGGCCCACUGUCCUGCAGAUAGCAGUUUGUGUCCAUUCCUGCCGCAUCGCUUGUGUCCAGAGGCCUUUCAAUCCAGUGUGCUCCUCAGGCUGGAAGAGAAGUAGAAAAAUGGGGACAGGUGAAGAAGUCCUUAGAGGUGUCGAGUGAGGCGUGGAAGCAAUGCUGAGCCUCUAGAGGAGCUGGAUGAAUGCUGCAUGCACCUGGCCCACAGGUGACUGUGGGCUCACGGGGUGUGUGGCACACUUGGAAAGAAGUCUCAGGUCUGGCUGUAGCACCUGGAAGUGGGUUUUGGGGUGGUUGUGGGGCUGCAGGAUCAUUUUGUAAUGCCCUGAUGUCUCAGCUCAGGUUACCUGGGAAACAGAUGCUGACACAGAGAUUUGCAUGCAGGAAUUUAAUUCGGAAACUCAUCAUCACAGUGAAGAGGACUGAAGGCAGUGGAAUCAGGCAGAGAAAAACAUCCCGAAGUGUACUUAGAACCAAGACCUAAGCUGACCCCAUAGGGAGCUUCAGCAGCAGGAGGAUGGGUGCCUUGGCCUGAGGGUGUGGAUCCCAGAGCUGCUCCACAGCAUCCACUCCACGGGGUGAUUUCUGUGGAGGCUUUGGGAAGUGCAAAAACCAUCCUGAAACCCAUAGAGGAAAGAUAGGAAGAAUCUCAGAGAUUAUUUUCUGGGUUGCCUUUGGCAUUCGGGGUAUUUUCAGUUGCAGAUCAAUAAGCUUUCAGUUGUGUUUUGGAAGAUGAAAUGAUCAUAUGGAGUGUUUCCUUUCCUGAUGUUGGGGUCUAAUUGCAUCAUUAGAGACAUCUCUGUUUUAUUGGAUUCCACGGGAGAUGAGUGAAUAAACGACUGAACAUUGUGCAUAAACAGACAAUUUAUAUAUUCAUAAGAUUAAGACAUUUUGUAUUCCUCAUCCGUUAUGCAAAGCAAAGACUAGACACUCUGGAGUCAUCUCUCAUGAGAACAAGCCUGCAGACAGCUGGGAAGCACACCAGCCACCAACUGGGAGUAUUAAAAAGAGCAAUCCAGUCUCCAAAUCAAGGAGAGGGUUCAAAUCAUAGAAAAGCUGCAGAGCCACCGGGUCUCAGAGUUUCCCGCGGAAACGCUGGGACUCGCUACCAAUCCCAUGAGCGCACCUGGGGAUUUUAACGUCUGGUGGGAUGGUGGAUUCCGAGUGUGGUUGGACAGGGCUGGAGUGCCCUGAAAGGCCUGAAUGCUCUCCUGCCGAAACGUUCCUGGAUCCGAACACUGCCCCCUGACGACCUAGAGAGAUCCCAGCUCCCAGCCCACUGAGUGGCUUCAGCCUCGCUGGCACCUCCCAACUCCUGGCCUCUCUGCACGAGGCGCCUGCCCCGGGCCCCGCCUACAGGGGACCCAGCUCUUCUUGCAGCCACUGGAAGCUGAUCACCUGGAGUGAAGACCUUACACGAAGAAGUCUGGAAGAAGAGGAAGAGGAAAGAAAAGGAGUCAGGGAUGGCCCUUACUCAGGUACGGUUGACAUUUAGGGAUGUGGCCAUAGAAUUCUCUCAGGAGGAGUGGAAAUGCCUGGGCCCUGCUCAGAGGAUCUUAUACAGGGACGUGAUGUUGGAGAACUACUGGAACCUUGUUUCUCUGGGACUGUGUCAUUUUGAUAUGAAUAUUAUCUCCAUGUUGGAGGAAGGGAAAGAGCCCUGGACUGUGAAGAGCUGUGUGAAAAUAGCAAGAAAACCAAGAAUGCAGGAAUGUGUCAAAGGCGUGGUCACAGAUAUCCCUCCUAAAUGUACAAUCAAGGAUUUGCUACCAAAAGAGAAGAGCAGUACAGAAGCAGUAUUCCACACAGUGGUGUUGGAAAGACACGAAAGCCCUGACAUUGAAGACUUUUCCUUCAAGGAACCCCAGAAAAAUGUGCAUGAUUUUGAGUGUCAAUGGAGAGAUGACACAGGAAAUUACAAGGGAGUGCUUAUGGCCCAGAAAGAAGGUAAAAGAGAUCAACACGACAGAAGAGACAUAGAAAACAAGGUUAUGAACAAUCAGCUUGGAGUAAGCUUUCAUUCGCAUCUGCCUGAACUGCAGCUAUUUCAAGGUGAGGGGAAAAUGUAUGAAUGUAAUCAAGUUGAGAAGUCUACCAACAAUGGUUCCUCAGUGUCACCACUUCAACAAAUUCCUUCUAGUGUCCAAACCCACAGGUCUAAAAAAUAUCAUGAACUUAACCAUUUUUCAUUACUCACACAAAGACGAAAAGCAAACAGUUGUGGAAAACCUUAUAAAUGUAAUGAAUGUGGCAAGGCGUUCACUCAGAAUUCGAACCUUACAAGUCAUAGGAGAAUUCAUAGUGGAGAGAAGCCUUACAAAUGCAGUGAGUGUGGCAAAACCUUUACUGUUCGUUCAAAUCUAACUAUUCAUCAGGUCAUCCAUACUGGAGAAAAACCUUACAAAUGUCAUGAGUGUGGCAAGGUCUUCAGGCACAAUUCAUACCUUGCAACUCAUCGGCGAAUUCAUACUGGAGAGAAACCUUAUAAGUGUAAUGAGUGUGGAAAAGCCUUUAGAGGACAUUCAAACCUAACUACCCAUCAGUUAAUUCAUACUGGAGAAAAACCGUUCAAAUGUAAUGAAUGUGGUAAGCUCUUCACUCAAAAUUCACACCUUAUAAGUCAUUGGAGAAUUCACACUGGAGAGAAACCUUACAAGUGCAAUGAGUGCGGCAAAGCCUUUAGUGUUCGUUCAAGCCUAGCAAUCCAUCAGACAAUCCACACUGGAGAAAAACCUUACAAAUGUAAUGAAUGUGGCAAAGUCUUUAGGUACAAUUCAUACCUCGGAAGGCAUCGGAGAGUUCAUACUGGUGAGAAACCUUACAAGUGUAAUGAAUGUGGCAAAGCCUUCAGUAUGCAUUCAAACCUAGCUACCCAUCAGGUCAUCCAUACUGGAACAAAACCUUUCAAAUGCAAUGAAUGCAGCAAGGUUUUCACUCAAAAUUCACAACUUGCAAAUCAUCGAAGAAUUCAUACUGGAGAGAAACCUUACAAGUGUAAUGAGUGUGGGAAAGCCUUCAGUGUUCGUUCAAGUCUGACUACCCAUCAGGCAAUCCAUUCUGGAGAGAAACCUUACAAAUGUAUUGAAUGUGGCAAGAGCUUCACUCAAAAAUCACACCUUAGAAGUCAUCGGGGAAUUCAUUCUGGAGAGAAACCUUACAAGUGUAAUGAAUGUGGUAAAGUCUUCGCUCAAACGUCACAACUUGCAAGGCAUUGGAGAGUUCAUACUGGAGAAAAACCUUACAAGUGUAAUGACUGUGGCAGAGCCUUUAGUGAUCGUUCAAGCCUAACUUUUCAUCAGGCAAUACAUACUGGAGAGAAACCUUACAAAUGUCAUGAAUGCGGCAAGGUUUUUAGGCACAAUUCAUACCUUGCAACUCAUCGGCGAAUUCAUACUGGAGAGAAACCUUACAAGUGUAAUGAAUGUGGGAAAGCCUUUAGUAUGCAUUCAAACCUAACUACCCAUAAGGUCAUCCAUACUGGAGAGAAGCCUUACAAAUGUAAUCAAUGUGGCAAGGUCUUCACUCAGAACUCACACCUUGCAAAUCAUCAAAGGACUCACACCGGAGAGAAACCUUACCGAUGCAAUGAGUGUGGGAAAGCCUUCAGUGUUCGUUCAAGCCUAACCACCCAUCAGGCAAUCCAUACUGGGAAAAAACCUUACAAAUGUAAUGAAUGUGGCAAGGUCUUUACUCAAAAUGCACACCUGGCAAAUCACCGAAGAAUUCAUACUGGGGAGAAACCUUACAGGUGUACAGAGUGUGGGAAAGCCUUUAGGGUAAGAUCAAGUCUAACUACCCAUAUGGCAAUCCACACUGGAGAAAAGCGUUACAAAUGUAAUGAGUGUGGCAAGGUCUUCAGGCAGAGUUCAAAUCUUGCAAGUCAUCACAGAAUGCAUACCGGAGAGAAACCUUACAAAUGAGUGUGGUGAGGUCAUUAGGUACAAUUCACUCCUUUCACAUCAGUUAAUUCAUUCUUGACAGAAUCCUUACAAAUGCAGUGACAGUGGCCAAUCCCUCAUGAGUUGAAGAAUUAAUAGAUAUGAGAGGCCAUAAGCAAGAGACAUCAUGUAAACAUAUGUGGCAGAGGGUCUAUCCAGGCCUCGCAGGUUACUAGGCAUCAAGAUUUAUAUCUUUGAUGAAACGAAACAAAUGUAAUAUGCAUCCUGAGGCCAUUACCCAGUGACUGAUGGUAAGUGAGGAUUCCUAUGAGGAAUAACAGUCUCUGGUUUCCCUGUUUGCCUUUGAUAUUAUACACUGUAGAAUACUCACAAGUCCAAAUAUGCUAAAAAUUAUAUAUUUUUAACUCACAUAUGAAAAGGUUGCAGGAUAUUUGUAGGCAGUCAGUUACCUUCACCUUAUGAAAUGUUUCACUGAGUUAUUUAAGGUUUUUUGGAAAGCCUACUAUUGAGUUUCAAUGUGAACUUUGAAAUCUUAUUGUGCAUCCUUACACACCUUCCAUGGUGCUUUUUUGGAAAGUUCAUUGGGAUGGAAGGAUCAUUGAUUGGGUGAAGAUCAUUGAUUAGGUGAAGGAUUAUUUCUAUCCAAUUUGUGAAGAAGGAGGACUUUGCUUUUAAAAUUAAGUAUCAUCUGAAUUAGCAUUUGGGAGUGGCGAAAAACAAUGUAAAACUUUGAUGUCACUCACCAUUCUGAUAAUGUUUAGGGUGCCUUUCUCCUACCAGGAGAGUACUGUGGCUUAGAGGAAAGAAAUGGUCUAUCAACUGAACAUGAAAAGGAGCAGGCCAAGACCUUAGGACAUUGGGAUUUUUGUGGGAGGAGAGUAAUAGGUAAUUAGACACUGAUUGUGUGGUAGAAAUACUGCAGGGGAAAAGGUCGCCCUCUUAUCCAUCAAAGAGCAAUACCUGUUGUUUAGCAAAGAGUGAUGAAAAAUUGAUCUUGUUUUGAAAUUGAAGAGAGAGGCCAGGCACGGUGGCUCACACCUGUAAUCCCAGUACUUUGGGAGGCUGAGGCAGGUGGAUCACCUGAGGUCGGGAGUUCGAGACCAGCCUGACCAACAUGGAGAAACUCCAUCUGUACUAAAAAUAGAAAAUUAGCCGGGCAUGGUGGCAGGUGCCUGUAAUCCCAGCUACUUGGGAGGCUGAGGCAGGAGAGUCGCUUGAACCCAGGAGGCGGAGGUUGUGGUGAGCCAAGAUCAUGCCACUGCACUCCAGCCUAGGCAACAAGAACAAAACUCCAUCUAAAGAAGAAAAAGAAAGAAACUGAAGAGAGAGUAGUUGUCAGAGUGAAGAGUUUAAUCAACAGAAGUAGAGUAACAUAUUCUUUAGUAGAACUCACAUUAUCUGCUUGAAGCACAUUUUGCUAAUGUUUUAUUCAGAAUGUAUCAUAGAUAUAAUGUUUUAACUAAUAAAAUAGAAUGGUUUUUCUCUA